Mytilinidion resinicola is the source of this 1017-nucleotide messenger RNA. RefSeq lists its product as uncharacterized. The record is from RefSeq and is a predicted model, not a curated record. The transcript is spliced from 2 exons. NCBI's taxonomy places the organism in Eukaryota, Fungi, Ascomycota, Dothideomycetes, Mytilinidiales, Mytilinidiaceae. Bases 165 to 701 code for a protein of 178 amino acids.
GCUGAAGCUCUAAACUGUUGCAAGUAAUCCAUCUAACGCCAUCUAACGCUGCGCCGAAUUCGCAUUCGUUUUAUCUACUGUGCGACUUUACAACUUUGCGACAUUAACUUGGCACUCCUCUUCUCACACCCAGAGGCUAGGCUCGCCUUCCAGCACGCCAGCAAAUGUCCGAUUACAAUUCUGACGACGCUUUUCCACGUUCCCCUGGCCUCAAACCCGUACGUCCCAGGGCUACUCCCUCACCCUCGCCGCCGCCGUUCAUCCCGCAGCAAAAUCACACAACAUCGUCCAAUGGACGUAAGACGAAACCGAGCCAAGGAGACACAGUCUUGGCGAGUUUCAUGGACCCAAACCAGCCGGAAUUAGCCCGGCUGGUCGGUGAACAAGCCCUUAAUUCGGAUUCUGGCUCAGAGGCCGAUGAGGAGGACAUCGUGGACCACUCGCCUCCAGCUAGUUCUGCCCAUCAGACAGCCAGUCCUCCGGGUUUUGACUUGGCUGGCACCGCUCAGGCUGCGCAAACUGCCAAUUCGGGAGGGCCGAAAGAUACCACAUCCCCGCUGCGGCGUGGAUCCGUGCAAAGCGACUCCGGGGGGUUUGUUGAGCCCCCAUGUCCUAAGUCGAAAUUAGUAAAUGCGGCAUCGUCAAAGUUUUCAUCUGCAAAUGGUAGCCAAGCAAAUAGGGCUGGCUCAGCCCUGAUUUAGUGAAGCAGUUACCAGGAUUAAAGCACUCCUUCGCGAAACCGUGCAGGAAGAGGUUUCCAGCUUUGCUCUAGGCGUAGUUUUAGAUCUAGCUCCGCUAUACCUCUUUCUUAUAGCUGUCACGCUUUUCUUGCUCUCGCUGUUGCUAGUACUGUCGCUGCGGGCUUCUACGGUGGCGCACGUCGUCCUGACUGCCGUCAUUAUGGGGGCAAUUGGAAAGACAUUGUGGGUGGCUCUAUGGCGGCACGGGUAUCGGUAAUGCGGUCUUGGGAGCAUCGCUCUGGAGGUCGUUCGUGUCUGGCCGGCUAGGGAAUCAAGG